ACGGUUUGAGGUCGGCGACGGAGCAGUGAGCGAGCACAAACCCACGGGAUUUGAUGGAGAUUGGGAUGACCCGCUGCUCUAUUUAAAAAACUAUAGUAAUCGGAAACCGUUUUUAUUUUCUCUGAAUAGUUUCUGACAUGUCGGGAGAUAAGGUAAAGAGUCCUUGCAACAAAUUCCAAGCGAAUAUUUUUAAUAAAAGUAAAUGUCAGAAUUGCUUUAAGUCUCGGGAACUUCACCUUUUGACAGACCAUGGAAAUGACAAGGCUAAACCCGUCUACGGGGGUUGGCUCUGCCUCGCGCCGACGGGGACCGACUUCGACAACCCCGUGCAGAGGUCAAGGAAGUGGCAGAGGCGUUUCUUCAUCCUGUAUGAACAUGGCAGUCUAAGCUUCGCCCUGGAUGAGCAGCCCUGCACCCUCCCCCAGGGCAUGGUGAACAUGAACCAGUGUACGGAUGUGGUGGACGCCCAGCCCCGGACCGGCCAGAGGCACGCCCUCUGCAUCGUCAGCCCCGACCUGGAGCUCUACAUCAGAGGGGAGAGUCGUGAGAUCAUCAACGGCUGGAGUGAGCAGUUAGCCGUGUAUCCUCUGACCAACAAACUGAAUCUGAAGAAGAAACGCAAGGUUGAAAUGUCCUGCUUCCAGGAACUAAGUCCGGCAAAGAUGACAGCUACUGAGUUCUGUUUCCCUGACUUGGAGAGUCCGAUACCUGUAUUCAGCCCCAGCCCCUGCCCCUGCCCCAUCUCCUCCUGCACCAAUGGCCCUGACAUUGACCUUUGCCCUCCCACCAACCCCAGACCGAACCCCAGCCCUGACCCUUUGACCUCGGAGGGACAAACAGAGACAAACACCAGCUCAUCAGUCAAACGCAACGACACCCAGAAGUCAGAGAGGAGGCGCCGCAAGGAAGCAGAGGGGCUGAUGGGAUUGGAACAGGGGAAACCUGGGAGGAUCGACACAGAGCAGGAAGUUGGACAAGACACAUACAGGAAGGGGCGGAGCCACCAGCGAGAGAAGCUGCAGUCCUGUGCAGAGGGCCCGGCCCCCCAGCUCUCCCUCCCGCCUCCUCAGAGGAGGGCCAAGUCUCUGGACCGUAGAACCACCGAGUCCACCAUGACGCCUGAUCUACUAAACUUCAAGAAAGGAUGGAUGGUCAAAUUAGACCAGGAGGACCAGUGGAGGAAGUUCUGGUUUGUUCUCUCUGCGGACAGUCUUCUUUACUACAAGGACUCUCUGGCAGAAGAGGCCUCAUACCUGGACGGAGAGAUCGACCUGACGGACUGUCACGGUGUGUCUGAGUACCAGGUCCCCAGGAACUACGGCUUCCAGAUCCACACCCUGCAGUGUGUGCACACGCUGUCGGCCAUGACGGCGGGCAUCCGGAGGAACUGGAUCCAGGCCCUCAUGAAGAACGUGCGUCCGUUCAACGCCCCCGACGUGGCCAGCAGCCUUCCGGGCCCGCGUCCCCCCUGCAGCCCUCCGGAGGUCCUCCCCAGGCCUGAUGUGACCCAGGAGUCCCGGCCCACAGACAGCGGUCCGAAGCCCAGGGAGGGAGCCCUAGGCCUGGGGCUGAGCACCAGACAGAGCCGGGUGCGGGAGAGGAGGCAGGAGGGACGCUCCAAGACAUUUGACUGGGCCGAGUUCAGGCCCCUGGCCCAGCUAACGCCUUCACCCACCCCAGCCUCAAUGCCAGCUCCAGCCCCUAUCUCUGAUCCAGCCCCUGCCUCUAUCUCUGCUCCAGCCCCAGCCCCAGCCUCUAUCUCUGAUCCAGCCCCUGCCUCUAUCUCUGCUCCAGCCCCAGCCUCUAUCUCUGAUCCAGCCCCAGCCUCUAUCUCUGAUCCAGCCCCAGCCCCAGCUCCAGCCCCGGCCUGGAUAGGUCUCUGGGAGCAGGAUGGGAGGAAGAGGCGUGAGGACAGGAGGAGGAGGUACGAGAGCGUGCUGGGCUUCCCUCUGGGCUGGGAGCUGGAUCUGGAUGGCAGCAGAGAGGAGGGUGCUUCCCUCUGCUGCCCCCAGGCACAGAGGAGGGUCCAGGAGGAGAUAGAGAGGUGCUGGCAGCAGGUGGAGAGAACUGUCUUCAGAGAGGACAAGACCGUACCAUUACAGGCAGAGACCCGAAGGACUGUACCAUUAAACUCUGAACCCCCCAGGACUGUACCAUUAGAUUCGGACCCUCCCAGUGCUGUACCAUCACAACAUGAAGACCAGUACACAGAUCACCUGGUUUACCAGGAGACCAGCCAGGUCCUGCUGCAGCAGGAUGUGAUCCGACAAAACCAGCAGCAACAGCUGGACCUCGCACAGUCGCUCUCAACCAACCAGGAACCUCCUAGCUCCUCUGAACCAGUCUCAUCCAACCAGCUUGACUUCCUCCCGUCAGCCUUAGCCAAUAGGGAACAGCUUGUCUCGCCUACGCCAGUCUCAACCAGUCAUAUUCCACAAUACUCAGACCCUAAACCUCCCAGCAUCUGGCUUCAUGAUGCUGAGGGUAACUUGCAGGAGCUAGGGGGAUGGACCCCAGUCUGCUCUGAGCUGGCUCUCACCCCCACAUCCUCCCCAGUCCUGGACAGUGAGCUCCCCCAUGCCCCUCAACCUCAUUCUGGGCAAAGCGGACUGAGCAGAGGGCCUGACCUGGAUACAACGCUGGACAGAGGAGGGCAUCAGCGGGGGGCAUCGAGGCCAGAGACCGACACAGGCAGAAGAGCAUGGAGCUCUGAUCUACCCGUCAUGGAGGUGACUGGGCAGAUGUCCAAGAAACUGGCUGACAACGUCAACAUCUAUGAGGACUUCAGGUCCAGAGAGGAGCAGACAGACCCAGGUCCGGACCCAGGCUCGAGCCCAGAGCCAGGCCUCUCAGUGGGACAGCUGGCCCAGGAAGUAUCCCUGCUAACCAGGCAGAACCAGGCUCUGGACCAGCGCAACCAGGAGAUGGUGAACCAGCUGACCGAGGCAGACAGGGAGAUAGAGAGGCUGAGAGCGGAGCUGUCCGUCAGGCUGAGCAAGCCCCAAGGUUCCCUGGAGGAGAAGCUGGCCAGUCGGGUAAGGGCUGAGGGCCUGGAGGCGGAGGGCCUGGAGGCAGAGCUGCGCCAGAGGACCCACCAGCUGCAAGAGGCCCAGUUCCUCCUCGCCUCCCUUGAAGAUCGUCUGAGGGACACCGAGACUCGGCUGCAGGUCAGAGAGGCCAUGCUGCAGGGCCUGAGCUGCUCCCCUGAGACAGGGGAGGAGGAAGAGGAAGAGGAAGAGGAGCAGGAGGAGGAGGAGGAGGAGGAGGAAGAGGAGGAGGAAGACUGGAAAAGGGUAGAGGAGAAAGUGAAAGAGAAGGUUAUUAGGGAGAAGGAGGAUAUAGGCCUAAAGGAGGAGGAGGCGGCGGAGGAGGAGGAGAAAGUGUUGGGAGAGGAGAACUACGACACUGCAGACCCGGAGCUGCAGACACAGGAGGACUCAGCGCUGCAGGUAGAGAGGGAUGCAGAGGCAGAGAGGCUGCAGACUCAGAGUACUGCAGUUUCAGAGACCGAGGUCAUAUGGAGGUUACAUGGAGAGCUAGAGAAGGAGAGUAGGAUGGAGGAGGACAGAGGAGAGAAGGGCAGACGACAGGAGGCAUGGCGACAAUCGGGUUCAUCAGAGUCAGAGGACGGAAGGUUACAGAAAGUGGUGGAGGAGAUGGUGCUGAGGUCUAGAGUUAUGGGUGGAGUCCUGGAGAUGAUUGACAGGUCAAGCAUGAGCCUGGUCAAGGUGGCGCUGGACGGAGAGGAGGAUAAAGUCAAGCUGACUGUGGCCAAUCAGCUGCGGCUAGAGGAGGAGUUUUGGGCCACGCUGCUGAUUGAUCUGAAGGGUAACCAAUCCCAGGAGAGGGAGGGGGAGGGACGGCCAGACAGGCUGGUUCUCAGUGAGGUGGUAGAACGGGUGGUGGUUGAGAAGCAGAUGCUGUUGUUAGCUUACAGUCUCACACAGACACACACAGACACUGGUUCAGGGGGGGACGGAAUGAACUGCAACAGGCCUUCUAAAGACUCAGACAUAGGCCCUGACAAGGAGAGUGGUAUGUCGUACAUCGGAGAGAAUGACACGGAUGACAUCACAAUGACAUCGACGGACACAAAUGACAUCAUCAGCGGUCGCUUCACGGAGGUCACCCGGGUGAAGAUGUCACUGCUCAACCACAUUGUGUGCUCGCUCAGGUGCUCAGCCAAUGAGCAGCUCCGGCCCAGAAGUCCAUCCAAUGAUCAGCUCUGGUUCAUGGCGACCAGGCUAAGCAAGCUGCCCAGUCUUCAGUCCCCCGGGUUGUCCAUCGCUCACCUAGCUGCUGUAGAGACCCUCACUGCCUACCUGAUCAGCAUGCUGCAGGCCCAGCACCAGAGAGAGGACCAGAGGACCAGACAGGCCCUCCUCUCCCCCUCUCUGCCCUGCAGACGCUGCCUCAGCCUGGGGAGGGGGGACCGGGGGAUGAGGGGCAGCCUGGAUGAACUGGGGGCGCCGAGGUGGGGUCCAGGAGGUCAUGAAGGGGCCGGUCCUCAGCUGGGGCAGGGCAGGGGCUCAUGGGAACCUGUCACAGAGGUACUGGAACCAGCGGAGGAGCAGUUGACAGAGAGGACCACCCAAGACGUUUCAGGUCAAAUGGAGGCUAGGGACCCUAAGAAAGAGGGGACCGUUUUAAAUGACGGACAAGGGCUUGGGAGGCUACAGGAAGAAGGGUCAGUUAUAGACAACGUGCCAGUGGAAGAAGUCAUUGUUGAGUCUCUUACAAACACCUCAGACUGCCCACGGGGACACGGUGAUGAGCAGGUGGAGAGGGGACAGGAAGUGGGAAGCCUUAAACAGGAAGAAGAUGUGUUGUCACUGCGGGCCAGAGUGAGGGAUCUGGAGAUGGGUCUCUCUCUGGUGUUGGAGGAGAUGAGAGCAGAGCAUGAUGGGAGUAUGGUAUCUCUGCAACUGAAACAAGAACAGGAUAUAGAGAGGCUAAAGAGCAGCUAUAAGCAGGGCUUGACCUCCAUGGAAGAGUCUCACCAGAGAGUGUUGGAGGAGCUGAGCCAGAGACACCAGCGAGAGCUGGCCACCCUGCGGAGAGAGAGAGACCGACUGCUGGAGGAGGAGACCGCUGCUACUGUCACUGCUAUUGCAGCCAUGAAGAGCGCCUACCGUGUGGAGCUGGAGAGAGAGGUUCAGAGAGCCGUCCAGGAGCACCGCAGCAGAGGGCACUCUGACCUGGAGGACAUGUGCAGACAGCACAGUGAGGAGCUGGGUUCCUGCCAACGGGAGCUGGAGGUGUUGUCCCAGCAGUACUGCCUCAGGUGUGUGGAAGCUGUGGACCUGGAACAGACCCUGGAAUCCCACAGACACGCCCUGGGGAGGAGCCAGAAGGACAACCAUCACCUGCGCACACGCAACCAGGAGCUAAGCGCCCAGCUAGCAGCAGAGAUCACCAGACUGUGUUCCUCGGCCCUCCAGAGGUCCACCCUCCCCUGCCAGGACCAGCACCAUGAAGAGCUGGAGAUCAGACUGACAGUGACGGAGAGUGAGCUUCAGUGUGUGAAGCAGGAGAUGAUCUUCCUCCGGGACCAGUUAGAGACAGCCCACAUGGAUCAGAAAGAAGCCGUAGAGCAGUACCAGGACCUCUCCGCUGAGCUGGGCAUGUUCAGAACCCGGGCCACCAGAGAUCUGAGCAUGCUCAGAGAGAACCUCCAGCUGGCUCACAAAGCGCUGGUGGAGGCUGGACACACACACAAUGGAACCUGUUAGAACCACAAUGCUUCAUCACUUAUGUCACAAUUUCUUUAUAAAAAAUGUCCAGUUAUUCCUGUUCACUGCUGUUGUACAGAUGCAAAUUCCCUUGUACAUCAAUACAGUUUUAUCCAUCCAUAUAUGCAUUUAUCCAUCCAUCCAUCACACUCUCUGGGGUCGAUCUUGAGUCCUCUGACUCACUCAUACCACGCUUUAGCACGCAGCGAACAGCCUGCAAUUCAACAGUACAGGUGGGCGGUAUUUUUCACAGAGGAGUGAGUUCAACCUAUUGAACUUGGUUACAAUGGCACCACACACAACUUGAAGGUUGCCUUUCAGUUGUUCAUCUGGAGAUUUCUUUCAUUUAAAACAUCUUCAAAUAUAAUACAAUAUUAUUAACCUGUAGGACAUUUAAUAGCAGCAUUUUUUUAAAGCGUGUUUCAAGUCAUCAUCUCACAGAUAUUGCUAGAGAUUUCCUUCUGAGGAUAAAAAAGGAGCAACGUGUUCCUGCAGUGUUUACAUAACAGUGUGUGUGAUACAACUUUUAUCUGGCUAAAGCCCACCUCCACCCUCCUUCACUCAUUCCCUCCUCUACCUAGGGCCAGUUUUUUUCUAAAAUGUUUUUUAUUGUAUUUGUAAAUCUGUUUGAGAGUUAAAUAAUUAUUUAAAUGAUACUUCGUCACCCCAGCGCUUUAGGUUACUCUUGUUUUCGAAGUCCUCCAUUUAGACUGUAUGAUUCGUACAUAAUUGUUUUCAUGAACGAGAAAUAAUGAUAUGUAUUGUCUUAUUAUUAUCUUCUAUCAUAGUAUAA
Molecule: messenger RNA, 6525 nt
Organism: Osmerus eperlanus (European smelt)
Lineage: Eukaryota; Metazoa; Chordata; Actinopteri; Osmeriformes; Osmeridae
Exons: 19
Coding region: 138-5732 (1864 amino acids)
Cellular component (GO): actin cytoskeleton
Molecular function (GO): actin filament binding
Source: RefSeq, a predicted model, not a curated record